AUGAUUCGCUACACGAAGGCUGCGUUCCAGACGCUCCUGUAUUGGUGGGGUGGCAUCAACAGGCAUUUGAUCUUGAAUUCCGUGCUCUACCUGCUUUUCUUAGUCGCCCUCUUCUGGGCCCAGUCCAAGUGGCCGAUCUUCCGGGUCGAGUCUUCCACUAGUGGCCUGUCGAUGCUGGGAAGCUUGACGGUGUUCCUGCUGGUCUUCCGCAUGAACCAGUCCAUGGCCCGGAACAACGAGGCCACCGAGAGGACGGACGAGAUGUUCGGCGAGCUGGAUUUCUUGAUCCAUUCAGUCUGCAGCUUCAUGCAGGGUGCCAAGGAAGACCUCUUGCAUGAUCUGGUCCUGAACCCCCAUCGGGUGCAUUCGGAGGAGGAGAUCCGGAUCAUGAAGUUGCAUGGAGAGCUGGCAAGUAUGGUGCGAAUCCACGUCGUGCGGCUAACCAUUGCCUUCGGCGUCAGUUGCCUGCUCUACUUUCGCAUCCUUACGGCCCUUGCAGAUGCCCAGGGCGUCCUUGAAGAGGAGGAUCUCGUGCAGAUCGUUUUUCUGCACAGCCGUUUGCAGGCUCUUCUUUACGAAGAGGAGAUGGAGCUGGUGGACCAGUACAUGGGCAUCUCCCGUGAGACGGAUGGCGGAGCUGGUUCGGAGGCAGAGUACCGGGCUGAGACGGGCCGCUUCCGCAUUGCUGCGCAGUGUUCCGGCCUGCUCAUGCGCCCGCGGAAGGCUGGUAACAACGAGGAGGAGGACUGCCGCUUCGUGCCACAGAGCAGCGACAUCGUCCCACCGUUGCCCAAGGUCAUCCUCAGUAUGCUGGUAGAGACCUGCCACACACCCUUGGCGCAGAAGUGGGGUUACCCUGAGCGUGUUCUCAACCUCAUUGCGAGCAUCUCUGCCGAUGCUUUGGACCAGCUGACGCAUUUGUCGGGCCUGAUCGCAAGGCCCGUCUCGCUGGCCUACUACCAGCACUGCCGCGUCAUUGUGGUCAUCUUCAGCUUCAUGCUUCCUUUGGUUACCGAGGUGGGUGAGGACUUGAUCGGCAGCAUCUUUGAUAACAUCGUCUUCCCCUUCGUGAUCUACUGG
Molecule: messenger RNA, 1080 nt
Organism: Symbiodinium necroappetens
Lineage: Eukaryota; Dinophyceae; Suessiales; Symbiodiniaceae
Source: the annotation of a GenBank genome assembly